Cetraspora pellucida is the source of this 3765-nucleotide messenger RNA. Lineage: Eukaryota; Fungi; Glomeromycota; Glomeromycetes; Diversisporales; Gigasporaceae. The record is from the annotation of a GenBank genome assembly.
AUGGAAAAGUUUUUACGUCAAAUUGAUGAGGGUUUUUUGAAAAAAUUCGAUUAUGAAGAAUUUGAAAAUAUUAAAAAAAAUUCGGAUGGGUCAAAUUUAAUUGAGAGUGCAUUUUGGAGAAAAAAACGUCGUCAUGUAGUCCUCAAAUUUUUAAAAGAAAACUGUGAAGACAAAUAUUAUAAAAAACUUCUCAGAGAGAUAAGAAACAUAAAAAAAGUUGACGACGAUGCAAACGUAAUCAAAUUCUAUGGUGUUACUAAAGAUCCUUCAAAAGAAUUUUACUCUAUGGUAUUUCACCUUUAUAACAAAACCCUUAGAGAGUAUUUGAAAGAUGUCUCAAAACAAGACUGGCAUUCCAAAUUAAAAAUGGCUAAAGAUAUUGCCAAUGGUUUAAAUUAUAUUCAUGCAGAGAAUGUUAUACAUUGUGAUUUGGUUAGCAUAUUAUUUUUUAGUUCUUCAAUAAGACCAUUUGGAAAGAAUAUUGAACGUCUACAAUCAGCUCUCUUAGAUGGGACGAGGGAAAAUCCCAUCAAUUUAACACCUGUAGACUACAAAGAACUUUAUUGUGAUGCAUGGAGUAAUGAUUCUAAAAAGCGUCCAUUAAUCGAAGAUGUCAUUAAUCUCCUCCGAGAUAUUGAGUUAGAUUGUGUAUAUAAAGAUUGUGAUUAUAUUCCAGAAAUUUGUUUAGGGAAAAUAGAUACUUCUAUAUCAAAAAAAGAAGCCUGCUUAAUGGUAAUUAAGGGUUCACCUCAAAAUAAAUACUUUUUCCUUUCUCCAGAUGAAACACUUAUAGGAAGGAAGAAUUCAAAUCACAUCAUUAUAAGAGAUCAAGAAAUUGCUAAAAUACAUGCAAAUAUUAAAAAUUUCAAUGGAAAAGUUGACAUAACCAACUUAAGUUCGGGGUCAGGGAUUGUUAUUAAUGGUGAAGAACUUUUAUUUCAUGAUUCCCGUAAUUUAAAAAGAGAUGACAUGAUUAAAAUGGGACGCUGUACUUUUCAAUACCUUCCCGCUGGGGAAUAUGAGAGCCGCAUUGAUAAACUUUUACCGAUUUAUAACGUUGGUUAUUUGAAGAAAUGCUUGGAAAAUGAAUUCUUGAAUGCAAGAGAAAAUAAGCAGAAGUUGAGUUUGUUGUUUUUUGAUUUAGAUAACUUCAAAAGUAUCAAUGAUGGAAAUAACCAUGAAGCUGGUGACUACGCUUUAAAAGAGUUAGCUGAACUGAUUCAAAAUCAUCAUCGUAUUCGUGCUGAAGACAUUUUUGCACGAUACGGUGGAGAUGAGUUUACAAUCCUUCUCAAAAAUACAGAUAUAAAGUUGGCCAGUGAAAUUGCUGAGGAAAUUCGAGUUUCUGUUGAAGCACAUUCAUUUACUUAUAGGGAAAAAAAAUUACCAGUUACACUUAGCAUUGGGGUUACUGGAAUGGAUCCAUCGGUAGAAACUUAUAAUAAAUUGUUAAAUCAUGCUGAUGAAGCUUUAAAGAAGGCCAAGGAAUAUGGUCGCAAUAACGUAGCAAUAUGGGAGAGUGAAAACGAUAUAGAACAUUUAAAGAAUGUGCAACAGCUUGAUCUGAAAAAAGGUCGAGGAGAAAUGUUAAGCGAAUUAGGUGAAUUGAAUGGAUUAAAAAAUCGAUAUCUAGAAGACUUGAAUGAAAUUUGUGAAUUCAGAGAAGCACUAGCUUUAUAUGUCGAGCCGCGAGGGAAGUGGAAUGUGCCAGUUAUAAUGUCAUCAGCUGGUAAAGAAGAAAUGGGUUACAAAGAAAGAGAAGGCGAUAUAGAAAAAGUAGUUAGGAAUUUUUUGACUUCAAGGCAUGAACUUAUUUCAGAUGAUAAGAAGAUUCUGGAGAAUGUAUCCAAUGAAUGUUUUGUUUCAAAAGAAAUAAAGCCGCUAAUUGAGACAGUUAAUCGCUUUUUUACACCGGAAAAUCAAUUAACUUUGGAGGAUAUAAAUGUUUUGAAGGUGGCAACUAAUCAAUUUUUGGCUUUAAAGGAUCAGAAGGCUUGGAAGCUUCUGGAGAUGGCGAUGAAUGAGUUUCUAGAGUCAUCAAAAAGAGUUGAGAGAGUAUUAAAGAAUACAAUCCGUAAGUUUUUGGAAAGUCCACUGGUUUUGGAGGAUAAACUGAUCUUGAGAAGUAAAUUAGACUUAGUAAGUCAUAUAACUAAAGAGGAUGUUAUAACUUUGGAAAAAGCUUCAAAAAAUAAAAAAGAAUUUAAAAUAACUGCUAAUAGACUACUGAACUUAAAAGCUAAAGAAGUUUUGGAGGCAGCAGUAAAUCGCCUCCUAAAUGAGAAACGUAAAAAAGUACUGUUGAUAUUAGGCAGCGGAGGAACAGGAAAAUCGACGUUUAACCGCUACCUUGCUCGUAAUCUAUGGGAAGAAUUUGACAACCAAAAAAUGAUGCAACCACUUAUCCCUUUAUUUAUCGCACUAGCACCACUAGAAGGGUUGAUAAAUCAAGAUCAGGAUUUUAUUGAAGCUUAUUUACAGAAAGAAGGCAAACUAUCCACAGAUCAAAUUGAUAUUCUACGAGAAAGGAAGUUUGUAUUUAUUCUAGAUGGUUAUGAUGAGAUUGCUGAACGUGAACGUCAUUGCUAUAACAAAAAUAAGUUCUCCAAGUGGAAAAACGCGAAGAUUAUUAUUAGUUGUCGACCAGAGUACCUAGGCAAAGACUAUGAAAAAAGGUUCUGGCCUACAGAAAACGAAGGAAAAGGAUUCCAAGAAUUGACAAUUACACCCUUUUCGCCGGCUGAAAUAGAAAAAUAUACCAUAAAAUAUGUUGAUUAUUCCCAGGAUAAGGGUAUCCCAUUAACGUGGGAUGCAAAAACAUAUAUCCAACAAAUAAAGAAUAUGCCACAAGUACAAGAUCUUGUAACUAAUCCUAUUCUAUUAAAAAUUACCUUGAAUGUUUUACCAAAAAUUCUUGGAGAAAAAGAAAUAACAACAUCUCAGAUAAAUCGUAUAGUUUUGUAUGACGAAUUUAUUAAGCAAUGGUUUGAACGUGCUCAAAAUCGCCUAUUAAACAUUCAAUUAAAUCCCAAAGAACGAGAUGAGUUUAACCGCUUGAAUGAGGAAGAUUUUUCUAAACAUUGCCUACAAUUUGGAAAUAAAGAUGUGGAAUGUCGAUUGAUGCGCUUCAGCAUGCCAUUAAUUCGACGUGGAAACCAAUAUUGGUUUUUCCAUAAAACAUUGCGAGACUAUUUGAUUGCUUGUGCGUUGUUAGACUCAUCUAAAAAUAAAAAUACGUCGGAAAAAGCACUCUUCAACAAGCAAUCGAUUAUGCCUGAACCUGCAAUUCAACAAUUUUUGGUUGAACGAAUUCAACAAAAGCCAGAGCUCAAACAACAGAUGUUAAAUUUUAUCGAAUGCUCGAAGAAGAAUGCAAAUAUUCAAAUUGCAUCCGUUAAUGCCAUUACAGUUCUUAUGCGUGCCAAAAUACAACUUCCGACAAAUUUAAAUAAUAUUCGUGUCCCAGGGGCGGAUUUGAGCAAUGGAGUUUUUAAUAAUUCACAACUCGUAAGAGCUAAUUUAAACAAUGUAAAUUUUCAAAAUGCAAAACUUCGAAAUGUGAAUCUCGAGGGUGCGUCCCUUCAAAAUGCGAACCUCAAGGGUGCAGAUCUCACUGGUGCAAAUCUUCGGUAUACAAAUCUUCAAGGAGCAAAUUUUCUUGAUUCUUAUCUCAAAAAUGUAAAUUUUGAAGGCGUAAAUCUCAGAGUUCAAGAUUUCCGAGGAUUUGACCUCCGAAAUACAGAUUUCUGUGGUACAUAUUUUUAG